Spirometra erinaceieuropaei is the source of this 906-nucleotide messenger RNA. The record is from the annotation of a GenBank genome assembly. NCBI's taxonomy places the organism in Eukaryota, Metazoa, Platyhelminthes, Cestoda, Diphyllobothriidea, Diphyllobothriidae.
AUGAAGAUUUCCGAAGCAGAAGAUCGAGAACUUUCCGGUAUACGAAAAAUAAAGAAUAUUGUCACUCUGCCUGCUGACAAGGGACGCUCGACAGUCGUCAUGGAUAAGACCGAAUACUUGAGUAAACUGGAGAUCCUGCUGAUGGACAAAGAAUCUUACGCGCUUUCGGAUGUGAGCGAGUUCAAAAGGCCUGUAAACAACAUAAACAAGACGGUGAGUAGGUUAAGGAACGCGAGCGCCCUCACGAGAAGAGAGGCACUGUCCGCGAAAGCCACUGACACCGCGAUGGCACGCUUCUACGGCCUUCCAAAGGUACACAAGCCAGGAGUGCCCCUCCGCCCAAUCGUUUCUUUACGUGGCACACCAACUUUUGGCCUAUCAAAGUGGCUGUACCAACGACUUUGUUUCCUCGUCAAAGACUCAGAGUGGACAGUGAAGUCAGCUGAGGAGUUUUUGGCUCGCAUCCGACAUCGUAGAGUGGAGACAGACGAGGUGAUGGUGUCCUUUGACGUGGUCUCACUGUUCACUUCUAUCCCGCUCGACCUAGCCAUCGACACUCUCGACAGACUUCUCCGAGAAAAAUACGACGAGACCGACCAACAGCUUAAACGAGUGCACAUUAUCGAGCUGCUAGAACUGUGUCUUAAGACUUUCUUCUCAUUUAACGGCCAAGUGUACGAGCAAAAAAAGGGAACGCCAAUGGGUCCACCUCUGUCUGGACUAAUUGCCGAAGCGGUUUUGCAGAGGCUGGAGCGUCUGGUAUUCAGCUCGUACCCUCCGAAGUUCUGGGCCAGAUAUGUCGACGACACAUUCGGAAUAAUAAAGAGGAACGACGUGCAAGAUUUCAAGGCACUCUUGAAUUCGAUAUUUCCCGACAUACAGUUCACCAUGGAUAGAAUAGAAUAG